UCUCUCUCUUCCCCUCCCUUGGAAUUCCCUACCUAGUCCUCCCCUCACCCUACCCCCUACAAGAUAUUGGCCUAUUUAAGCAAGUGGGUGAUCUACGUUUGUGAUAGUUGAUAUCAGCUCUCAAGACUGAGUGAUGGGGCCGCGUGCGACAGUGACGCUGCUGGUGACGCUGCUGGUGACGCUGAGUCCUGCUGCUGCAGCAGGCAGGAGCAGCAGGACCCAGCAGGCCUACACCUCUUUGCUUCGAGAGAUUCCUCACUGGGGAGAAGACCACUGGGGUGUUAAUCUUACAACGCCGGAGCUGAUCGAAGCCAUGGGUUACCCGGUAGAGAUCCACCACGUCACCACUGAGGACGGCUAUAUUCUCGAACUCCAUCGGAUUCCCUACGGGGCGGAAGAUCAACCCUCCGAGGGACGACCUGUCGCCUACCUCGAGCACUGCCUCCUCUGCUCUUCCUCAGAUUACAUCAUGAACGACCCCGACAAAGCCCUAGCAUACAUACUGGCGGACUCGGGAUACGACGUCUGGUUAUCUAAGAGAGGCAACACUUACUCCAGGAAUCACAUCGAACUCCUUCCUGAAGACUUAGCCUUCUGGCAGUUCCCCGGGGAAUGGGACGAAAUGGGAUAUUAUGACGUCCCGGCUAGUAUAGACUACGUCCUAGGACAGACCGGUGCCCAGGAUUUAUAUUACAUUGGUUGGAGUAUGGGUACGACUGUCUUCUGGGCCAUGAUGAGUGAGAGGCCAGAGUACAACCAGAAGGUGCGUGCUAUGGCAGCCAUGGCACCGGUAGCCUACACGGACCAGGCACAGGGACCCCUAAUCGAGCUGGCACCAUACUCCGGCGACUUGGACAUGGUGUUUUCAUUGCUGGGUGUGGGAGAGCUUCUUCCCGGCUCUGACCUGAUGGACUACAUAGCUGAAAACUUCUGCGAUAUGGAGGCUAACACCGCCGAGGUCUGCUACAACUUCCUCUUCCUUAUCUGCGGUCCUGAUUCCGACGAGAUCCCUGAGGAGUACCUACCGCUGAUCCUCUCUCACAUGCCUGCCGGUACCUCCGUACACACCGUCAACCACUACGCCCAGCUCAUCCUGGCAGGGGUGUUCCAGAAAUACGACUAUGGACCAAUAAACAAUCUGAUCCACUACGGUCAGGAGACUCCGCCCUUGUACGACCUCUCCCACGUCAGCGCCCCCGUCGGCCUCUUCUGGGGAAAUACAGACUGGCUCGCUGACCCCACGGACGUGGCCCGGCUGGCUGCUGAGCUGCCCAAUUUGGCUCUCAACUUCCAAGUCAACAAAACGGAAUUUAACCAUCUCGACUUCGGCUGGGGUAUCGACGCUGACAAAUACGUAUAUCAGUACAUUCUUGACUUCUUCUCUCAGUAUUGAUGAGCUGAGUGUGUGAGUGUGUGUGAUGUGGAGACCUGUUUGAGACGAGGAUCGUGACCUAUCAACACGCAACUCCCAAUAAUUAUCGUGCAGGCCUCGUGAGGCUCAACAUUAAACGUUUUCACUUCUUA
Messenger RNA from Cherax quadricarinatus, 1524 nucleotides. Lineage: Eukaryota; Metazoa; Arthropoda; Malacostraca; Decapoda; Parastacidae. The record is from RefSeq and is a predicted model, not a curated record.